AUGCGCAAGCAGUCUACCGGCGAAGCCCUGACCUGGGGCUACAGCAAGGAAAACGGACCUGAUCACUGGCAUGAAACUUACCCCAUAGCCAAAGGGAACAACCAGUCACCUGUUGCAAUUCUUAGCAAAGAUGUCUUCAAAGAUCCUGCUCUUCUGCCUUGGUUUACUGGCUAUGAUCCAGGUGCAGCUAAGAACAUAAGAAACACUGGGAAAACACUGCGGAUUGGAUUUGAUGACACUUUUGAUCGCUCAGUGAUUAGGGGAGGACCACUUCCUGGGAUUUACAGGCUCCGUCACCUUAACAUCCACUGGGGUUCUACCAGUGAAAAAGGCUCAGAACAUGUGGUGGAUGCAAAAAGGCAUGCAGGAGAGAUUCAUUUGAUACACUGGAAUUCCUCAUAUAGUAAUUAUGCUGAUGCUUUGAGAAAAACUGAUGGGGCGGCUAUUGUAGCUGUUCUAAUGCAAGUAGGAAAAAACCCUAAGCCAGAGAUGAAAAGAAUUAUUGAAGAAAUAGAUGCUAUUAAAACAAAGGGAAAAGAGGCUCCUUUUCCAAACUUUGAUCCAUCUAUCCUCUUCCCUCAAAAUCGAAGUUACUUUACUUAUCAAGGUUCUUUUACAAUGCCUCCAUGUGAAGAGUGUGUUACCUGGAUUGUUAUGAAAGAGCCUAUAACUGUUGAUGAACAGCAGAUGUUAAAGCUGCGUAGCCUUUCUAGCAAUAGCGCAGAAGAUAUUCAUUGUCCUUUAGUAGACAACUGGCGGCCUCUUCAGCCUCUCAAUAACAGGAUGAUACGAUCAACAUGUCAAUAGAACCUUUACAGGAGUAAAGAGGAGUCAUGAAGAUCUAAGGUUUUACACUCAUGUUGUAUACAGGUGGUUCUUCCUCUGGAUCUGUGCUGUUGAGCCAAAAGUUUUAAGCAAUGAAGCAGGACAACUUACUAAAUGAAUCUAACUUCUUGAGGGGGAAAAAUAAUUAUAGUAAAACUUUAAUUUGUCUAUCGAUACGUUGGACCUCUCUCUUCAGAUGUCAUAUACUACUCCAUGAUGUUACAGAGACUGAGCAGCAUGUAUCAAAUGCUUCCUUGCUCAGCCUUGCUCAUUUGGCUGUUCCUGCCAACUGCCCUGGCUAAACUGUUUUCUGCAACCAGAUGUCUUUUCCAUGUGUGGGACUGCAGCUAACAGACAUCUGAGUAUUGCAGUUAUAAUGUGUCUAAGAAGACAAGUCUUGUUUUUAACUUCAGAAUCU
Protobothrops mucrosquamatus (brown spotted pit viper) is the source of this 1243-nucleotide messenger RNA. RefSeq names its product carbonic anhydrase 3-like. NCBI's taxonomy places the organism in Eukaryota, Metazoa, Chordata, Lepidosauria, Squamata, Viperidae. The coding region runs from base 1 to 807 and encodes 268 amino acids. Gene Ontology annotation, cellular component: cytoplasm. The record is from RefSeq and is a predicted model, not a curated record. The transcript has 7 exons. Gene Ontology annotation, molecular function: carbonate dehydratase activity; zinc ion binding.